Paraglomus brasilianum is the source of this 2394-nucleotide messenger RNA. NCBI's taxonomy places the organism in Eukaryota, Fungi, Glomeromycota, Glomeromycetes, Paraglomerales, Paraglomeraceae. The record is from the annotation of a GenBank genome assembly.
AUGGAAGAAGUUGCGAAACCGCCCAUAAGGCAAACGGAGUUAGUUGUACGUCCCAGCUUCGGAAAAGUGGGACGGCCUGUAAACGUUCGCGUAAAUUACUUCGAGGUAGUCAGUCUACCCGACGGAAACAUACAUCAGUACGAUAUCGAUAUCAGUCCCGACGUACCACCCGCCUUAAAUAAACGUGUUUUCCAAGUUCUUGCCAGCGACAAGCUUGGAGAUGUUAAAGCUGUUUAUGACGGGCGGAAAAAUGUCUAUACGCUUAAAGAAUUUCCUUUCAAGGAUACUUUAACAGAAACCGUCACCCUCCCCCCGAAUAAUGCCAUCAGAGGGUCAAGCAGGCAACCGCCUACAAAUUUCACGGUGAAGUUAAAAAAAGUAGCCGCCAAGAAUCUUGAAGAAGCCCUGCCGAUAAGUGCGCUGAACGUAUUAAUCAAUUACGUACCCGCGAGUAAGUUCAGACCCGUUGGACGUAGAGCGUUUUAUACCAAAGACGGAAGCGUAUCCUUGUCAGGCGGUGUAGAAGUCUGGCCAGGAUACUGGCAAUCACUUCGUCCCGGUCAAGGUAACGCGGCAGAAAUUUUAGUCAAGCUCCUUAAACGAUCCGGAAUAGAAGACUUCCGACGUGGUUUGACCCGAAGAGACCUUGUAAUCGCCCAAAGGUUUUUCAAAAACUUGAAGUUUCGCGUUAAUCAUCGAGGGGCGGAUUUUCAACGUCGCUAUAAAGUGAAAACGAUUACCGAAACGCCGGCCAAUCAGACCGAGUUUAUUAUGACAGACGAACGAAGACACAACAUAGCCUCGUAUUUUGCGGAUCGCUAUAGAAGGCUUCUGUAUCCAUUCUUACCUUGCCUCGUAACUCCGAAUGGGGCAAACUUUCCUCUUGAAGUUUGUAAAAUUGAGGAGGGUCAGAAGUAUCUUCGAAAAUUAAACGAAGAUCAAACUCGCGAAAUGAUAAGAUUUACUUGUCAGCCGCCUUCCGUGCGCGCUGAAAGAAUCCAAAAAGGCGUAGACGUUAUUUUCGAUGAGAAUGAAUUUUGCAAGACAUGGGGCGUAAAAUUGUCUCAUAAAAUGAUUCAGACGGAAGCAAGAGUGCUUCCCCCACCUAAAAUUACCUACCAUCCGUCCGGACGAGAGGCAGUAUUCGUCCCCAAAGGUGGACAAUGGCAAUUAGGUCCACAAAAAAAGAUGUUAAAAGGGGAAACCCUCGAGUGCUGGUCAAUAGUUGUUUUCGGAAACGAGCAUCAAGUUCCGAGGCGACUGAUAAAUGAUUCAUUACGUGCACUUUGUGACACGAUGACAGAAAACGGCAUAAACGUUAGAAAUCGAGAGCCGGUGAUAUUUUACGCUAAUCCUCAAGGGGACAUAGCAAAUGCCUUACAAAGAGCUUAUCAAGAGACUGAGAUUAAGCGCAUAGGUGAUACUAUUAUUGGUAUUCCAACACAGGCAAGUAUUAACAUUGGAAAGUAUUCGAGAUGGAACGUCUUGGCAACAAAAAUGAACAAGCAAACGGCUGGCAUGCUCGGCCUAAAAAUAAACGUCAAAUUGAAUGGAAGCAAUAUGGCGUUAUAUAGCGGCUCUUUAAAGUUUAUUGAAGAAAAGCCGACAAUUGUCUUCGGCGCUGAUGUGUCGCAUCCCGGACCGGGAUCCGACAUGCCCAGUAUUGCGGCAAUCGUUGCUUCGUACGACCAAAACGUGACGAAAUACGCAACAUCAAUAAGAUUCCAGCAGUCUCGUGUCGAGGCGAUAGUUGCGAUUGAGGACAUGGUGAUAGAGCUUUUGAGGAUUUUCCACCGCACUACAAAGCGAAAACCUCAGCGGAUAUUAUUCUAUAGAGAUGGAGUCGGCGAAGGUCAGUACGAAGAUGUCGUGAAAAAUGAAGUUGAAGGCAUCCGCAACGCGUGUAGAAAAUUGGAAUCGACGUAUAACCCAACCAUAACGUUUAUUGUUGUCCGAAAGAGACACCAUACACGCAUGUUUCCCGCCAAUCGAAGUGACGUUGAUAACAAGUCGAAUAAUUGUCAAGCCGGGACGGUGUUGGAAAAGCCUGUCGGCCAUCCAUUUGAGUUCGAUUUCUUUUUAUUGUCUCAUCCUGGCCUACAAGGGACAUCGCGCCCGACUCAUUAUCACGUAUUGGUCGAUGAUAAUAAUUUUGACGCUGACAAAUUGCAGACGCUUACGUACAAUUUGUGCUAUUUGUUUGCGAGAUGCCCGCGAGCAGUAUCUGUGGUUUCUCCUGCAUAUUAUGCACACUUGGCCGCAUUCCGCGCAAGAUUUUGGCGCAAAAAUCCGAUCAUGUCCGAUUCCGCAAGUAUCAAUACAGAUAGCAGCGUGGGAAUCGAAGAUUAUAGACAAAUGCAUCCCAAGUUGAAGAACUUAAUGUUCUUUUUGUGA